Molecule: messenger RNA, 2699 nt
Organism: Eriocheir sinensis (Chinese mitten crab)
Lineage: Eukaryota; Metazoa; Arthropoda; Malacostraca; Decapoda; Varunidae
Exons: 3
Coding region: 238-1965 (575 amino acids)
Molecular function (GO): catalytic activity
Source: RefSeq, a predicted model, not a curated record
GGAGGUGAGGCAGCCCAUAACAGACUCAAUCCCUCCCUCCUUCACUCCUUCACGUCAUCCUUCCUUCCUUCCUUCCUGAGCUGGUUAAUGAAGUUCUCCCUCCCUGCCUUCCUUCCUUACAUUCAUUCUGAGUUAACGAUAAUGGGUCUAUCGUAUGCAAAUUUGUGUGUGUAUGCGUGAAUCGGUGACCUAAACUCACACACACACACACACACACACACACACACACAGAUCAAGAUGGAAGAAAACUCAACUCUCCUCGUAUGUUCUUCCCUCAAACAUGACAUUCCCUUUCUCUCGCACGCCCUCCCACCCCACGCCCACACUCGUACAAACGCCCACAGCCUCCCAGAUGCCCUCUCCCCCCACAAGCACGCCUACACCCACCCACACGCCCACGUACACGCCCACAACGACACUCCUCCCGCCUUCGACUUUCCGUUCAUUGACCAAGCCUCCUCCGCCCUCCUGCCGUUGUUAAUAUGCGCGGCGCUUUGUUCGGUGACCCUCGCCCUGCGCCGCGCCCCCCGCCACAAGGGGCAGGCGGAGGGCGCGUGGGUGCGGCCCCUCAGCAGCCUGGCGGAGGUGGUGAGUGCCGUCGGGGCGCUCUUCGGCUCCUUCAACAUGGCGCAGGUGCUGUGGCUGACCUCUCCGCGGCCCAUUACGCAGGAGCAGGUCCACAAAGCCUUCACGCACAUCGCACAACGCGUGGAGGUGCUGCGCCUGGCCGUGGCGUGGCGGUGGCUGUGGCCGUGGUUCCGCCGCAUGCCGCGCGUCGAGGUGGACCUGGCCGUGGUGGAGGGCGACCCCGAGGCGGUGUGCGAGCAGCAGCUGGCCGCCACCUACGACAUGGCCGCGGGGCCGCUGUGGCGCGUGCGUCUGGUGCCGCUGCCGCCGCAGCGCCCCGGCCAGCACCGCGCCGCCCUCGUGUUCUCGUUCCACCACGCGGUGUCUGACGGCACCACCAACAUCCUGGUGAUCAAGGACCUGCUGCACACCCUCAACGCCGCCGCCACGGGUCGUGACCCCAUCGUGCCCGCCCGCCCCCUCAUGCACUCCCUCACGGCACGCACCGCCACGCCGCGCGGCUGGAUAGCGACCUUCACCUUCGUGCUCGCCGCCACCCGCACCGCCAUAACCACCGCCGUCAGCAGCCACUCCCUCACCAGCCUCCUGCCGCCCCAUGACUCGCGCCAGUUCGUGACGAAGCUCCUCCACCACGACUUAUCGGAGGAGGCGACGCAGCAGCUCCUGAAGCAGUGCCGCGGCGCCGGCGUCCGUGUACACUCGUGCAUCACAACGGCGGCGAGCCUGGCGAUGAAACGCACGACGCAGCACUUCGCCGGCCGCCGCCAAGAGUCCCUGGAGGUGAUCCAGGAGCAGGUCGUGAACCUCCGCCGCUUCCACAAGGAGCAGACGGAGGCCACGGGCUCCAUGGCCGUGGUGAUGCUGCAGCGCCACGCCGUGCACGACGACCCUGAGGCGUUCUGGCCGCUGGCCCGCGCCAUGCAGGCAAGGUUGGACCACAACCUGGAGCAGCGCCGCGCGCCGCUGCGCUCCGGCGCGCUCAUCUGGCUGGUGUCCGGCAUCGUGCCCAUCAACGUGCUGCUGGCCUGGCUGGGCCUCCCUAGCUUCAACUACAGCCACAUCGGCUACUCCAACAUGGGGGACCUGCGGCGCCUGCUGGGCCCCGCCGAGGAUGCAGAGGACGCCCCGGUGCAGCUGAGCGGCGUGUUGCGGACGGUGUCCAACGAGCUGCUGGGCAGCCUGUGCUUCGUCAACUGCCACACGCUGGACGGCCGCCUCAGCCUCAGCCUCGACUACUUCCCCAACAAGAUGAGCGGGGCAGCGGCGCGGCUAAUGUUCACGCACCUCACCCACGCCCUCACCCACCUGGCGGCCAGCGGCUCGCCCUCGCCGCCACCCGCCUCAGGCGCCGCGCGUGGCUGUAACGGUAACGGCUGAGCGAUGAACAGCCGCCCGCAUGCCAGGGACACCACCUGCGGCGCCGCCACGCCCGCCGCCACAGCCCAGGGCACAACACGGCUGGGCAACACCCGCCUGGCGCCGCCGUGCCACAGCCGCCACCACCGCAACCACUGACCUACACAAACCAAAGGAACCUAUGUAUCCCUCAACCCCUUGGGCCGCCCCGCCCCACUCCAGUAACCCCGCAAGACCCACACGGCAGCACCCGUACCGGAGGUGGACGGGAAGGGGAAACGGGAAAAAGGAGGAGGAGGAGGAGGAGGAAAAGGAGUGUGGAAGAGGAGAAGGAGGGAGAAGCGGUUGAAAAAUGUCAUAAUAUCACUAUUAACCCUUAUAGUGCCGGAGCCGCCCGGGUGGCUUGGCUAAUAGACUGCCAUGAGCCACCCGGGCGGCUUUUCACACACCCUUUAUUUUGUUCCAUCACUGUGCAUUUAUAAUAAUUAUAACGGUAUAUUUUUAAUAGGUAAACAUCCUCAAUAAUUAAACUUCAUCAUUCGAAUCCUUAAAGAUUGUUAGUAAUGGAUAGUCUGUAAAAGAAUGAACUAUGCAUAAAGCUACUUUUCAUGAUGUCGGCACGAGCGAGAUUAGGCUAUUCGAUAUUAUAUUAUUUUGAAUUACCUCUCCAGUAGGAAUGAACUUUGUCCUUUAGUCAGAUGAACUUAUAAACAAACACAUUUUAUCAUUCUACAUCAAUUACAAUAAACUAGGCA